AUGUCUGUUCCAACCCACAUUAGCCAGUACGCACAGUACAAGCAGGACACCAACGACGUUGCCGCAUGGCUACUGACCGCCCACCCGGACUUCAAGGGGCCCAAGGGGCCCGGCCGAUUGAAGGGCAGGGCGCGCAGGGCCGCCAGGGAGGAGGCAGAGGCAGGUAACGCAGCACCUCCCCAAGACUCACAAGAAUAUACUCUAACCUUGAACGAGUUUGUAGAGCGGGCGACGGCAAUUGUCGCCAGCCGACACGUCAAGGAGGUGCCGCGGCUGGUGGCUAUCAAACUGCGGCGUUCAAUCGUGCGCCGCCGGUACCAGCUGCGGCACUAUGAGCACGGCGGCGGCGACGCCGACUCAAACGCCAGCCACGCACAUUUCAUCGGCGUGCUGGAGAACGUCGAGAAAGUCCUCAGACCCAUCUUGCCCAAAGAGUUCCGGUCAAAGGCGGGUCAAGCGACGGAAGAGGAUGAUGUCGACGCCGUAGCGGCGGCGCUGGUGAACCGAUUCGAGGCUUUGACGGUCGAAGAUGUCGCGGACGAGGCUCCGGACCGCCACGCAGCAGCUGGCACCCCUCAAGCUCCGCCAAUCGUUGCGGUGAACUGCAAGAUCGCGGAGGAGGAGGCGAUUACCCCGUCUCCCAUAUAUGCGCUGGAGAUGUUGCUGGAGGACCUGUUCUUGGUGACGCAUCACGUGCAGGAGUCGUGGCAGGCGUAUCGGGAGGGACGGAUGACGCUCGAGGCCGCAACGCUGGCGACUGAGAUGGCUCACCACCUCUUCUUCGACACCGAGCAAGAGCUCCGGGUGGCUGGCGGCGUUGAGAAUUGCCCGGACGGUUGGGUAAAUGCGCUGUACCAGAUCUGCGAGGUGCGCCAGAAGGCGCAAGGAAAAGGAGAAACCCAGGGCGACAACUCAGGGUUUCCCCACUUCCUCCAAGACCUUAUCCACAUCUUGGAGUCGCUCUCGGCUGCUUUGUAUGCUAGGCAAGGCAAGGCUCUUUCGGACCUUCUUCGCGUCCCGGUACCAACCUAUGACUGGGACUCAGACGACCGGCGCCUGCUCCUGCAGUUGCUCCUCGACGAGGCGUUAGUCCAGAAUCAGGUAUUCUUGGCUACCCCUGGGGCACGCUCGCUGCCAGAUGCGGACUUGUGUGGGAUCUAUCUGUGCCACGCGUUUAGGACUGGGACCCCUUCGUUGACAGCGCUAUAUCUCAUCAUGUUCUACAUCAAGAUGCGACUGACCAUGGGGUCGGAGGGUGACAAGGCAUGGCCUGAGCUCCGUGACUUCAUGAUGGCCACGAGGCCGCACAUGAGUCAAGCCCGUCAGCGGUACUCGUAUCUCGAGAAUGUCGAUGAGUCACUCCGCAAAAUACUGUAUGGUCACACAUAUUGGCUGCAACAGGCGGAGAUUGUGUUAGACGACGACGGCGCGGACUCCCCUACCACAUCCGCCCGGCUCAACUCGCGUGACUGCGUUCCCUCGCAUCGCCGCGUCUCUUGGUUCCGCUCAAAUCCCUGGCUGUGCGGACGGCUGUUGAUGAUCUACAAGAUCAUCGCCUACUGUGAUGGCUUGUACUGGUCCAAUUCUGCGCCAGCUCCACUCGCAGUAUGCCAUCUUUACCACGCAGCAAAGCGGGAAAAGCUGCUGCCGGAUGGAUGGUCGUGGCCCGGGUUGGAGCGCUUGAUAAGCCGCCACCCGGACAUGUUCUGUGGCCAGCAACGGCCGAAGGCCUGGUACAGCUAUUCCAACUCGCUGGCCCGGGCUCUAGGCGGAGUCGAGUCUGAAAGAACAGACUCUAGAGGAGGCGCGAGAAGAGGCGCCAGACGAAACGCCCGAAGCGGCAUCGUGGGACAGAUGGAAGAUAUCGAUCUGGCCAAGCGAUGGGAAUUCCCGAUGCUCAUUACCACACUUCGGGAAGUCCAAAUCCGCUGGCUAGGGAGGAGGCACAAGUGGACCGCGGACGAGAUCACGCGCGUUAUGCGUGAGUCUAAGCUGUGCCAGAAGUUUGUGAAGUCUACCAUCCGCCAGGGGGCCGAGCCGAAGCUGACUAUGGUUGACGCAUUGAGACGCCUGCGCAAGUGUGUCAAUGCGGAAAUCGCCGUCCUAAAUGAGGAUGCCUGGCUGCAAUAUCACAAUUCCUCGAUCGAGAUUUGCACCAGGAUCUGGACGGAGUUUCCAGCGGUACGCAAGGAGUCAGAGCGAGUUGGUCACACGGACGACGUUGUCUACAUGAUUGUCCAUACGCUCUUGUCAUACCAUGAUCGGGACUUGGUCAAGAAAGCGGCUCGAAUCAUGCAAUCUGUCGUCUCGGGAGUAUGA
This is a messenger RNA of Aspergillus aculeatinus CBS 121060, 2319 nucleotides long. RefSeq lists its product as uncharacterized. NCBI's taxonomy places the organism in Eukaryota, Fungi, Ascomycota, Eurotiomycetes, Eurotiales, Aspergillaceae. The transcript has a single exon. The record is from RefSeq and is a predicted model, not a curated record. Bases 1 to 2319 code for a protein of 772 amino acids.